GAGCAGCCCCACCCAUAAAAGCUUCCCUACAAAAAAAAGGCAAAAACAACCCAUUUUCCUUAGAGCGAAAGACAUGCUUCUUGCAAUAACGCAUAUCCCUUAAAUCCUGUAUUCAUGGCCGCAUGAGCCACACUUGUCCUAUAAAAUCUUACAAGAUCCCCAUUAGCGCAGAGAGACUCAAUACAGAAACAUGGGAGCUCAUCAGCUAUGUCCAAAACUUUCAUCUUCUUGUCAGAAAAUGGAGACGAGCUUAAAUGACUACGUUUCAAAGAGCAAGAUUGGUAGAUUCUUUAAGCUUGAAGCAAGAAAGAGUUGUUUCACCAAGGAGCUACGUGCUGCUACUGCCACUUUCCUUACCAUGGCUUAUAUCAUCACUGUUAACGCCACCAUCCUUUCUGACUCCGGCGUCACUUGCUCCAUCGCUGACUGCUCGCCUCCGGCUAACCAGACAACUCCUAGUCCUGAUUGUGUGCUUAAGCCCAAUGACGGUUACCAAAGCUGCCUUGACAGAGCUAAGAGUGACCUCAUUGUUGCAACAAUAUUGUCGUCUAUGAUUGGGUCGUUUGCUAUGGGGAUUCUGGCCAAUCUGCCUCUGGGUUUGGCCCCAGGUAUGGGUCCUAAUGCUUACUUGGCUUAUAAUUUGGUGGGGUUUCAUGGAACUGGACCCCUCUCAUACAAGACAGCAAUGGCCGUAGUCUUGGUUGAGGGCUGUGCCUUUCUUGCAAUAUCUGCUUUUGGGCUUAGAGCAAAGCUUGCGAGGCUCAUACCCCAUCCAGUUCGCCUGGCUUGUGCAGCAGGCAUUGGGCUUUUCAUUGCAUUUGUUGGCUUGCAAGUCCACCAGGGAGUGGGCCUGGUUGGACCAGACCCAUCAACUCUGGUGACCGUCACAGCAUGCUCGAGUACAAAUCCGGCAACCGGAGAGUGCAUCGCCGGAAAAAUGCACAGCCCAACAUUUUGGCUCAGCUCAGUUGGGUUCCUAAUCACAUGUUAUGGUUUAGUGAAAGGAAUUAAAGGCAGCAUGAUAUAUGGCAUUCUUUUUGUGACGUUCAUCUCAUGGAUUAGAGGAACUGCAGUCACUUACUUCCCAUACACUCCAGUAGGCGAAUCAAAUUACAACUACUUCAAGCAAGUGGUGGACUUCCACAAAAUCCAGACCACAGCUGGGGCAAUCAGCUUCAGCAAGUUCAAUACAAGUGAUGCAUGGGUGGCUCUAGCAACUCUAUUGUAUGUUGAUGUGCUAGCCACCACAGGGACACUCUACACAAUGGCAGAGAUUGGAGGCUUUGUGAAUGAUAAAGGGAGAUUUGAAGGAGAGUACAUGGCCUUCAUGGUAGAUGCAGGCUCCACAAUAGUGGGGUCUGCCUUAGGAGUAUCACCAAUAGCAACAUACAUAGAAUCAUCGGCUGGGAUUAGAGAAGGUGGCAGAACAGGAUUAACUGCAGUAAUAAUAGGUUUCUACUUUUUACUGUCAUUGUUUUUUACUCCUCUACUGACAAGUGUGCCUCCAUGGGCCAUAGGGCCUUCACUGGUGAUUGUUGGGAUACUGAUGAUGAAGGUUGUGAAGGACAUAAACUGGGAGGAUAUGAAAGAGGCAGUGCCAGCUUUUAUGACCAUGCUGCUUAUGCCCUUAACUUAUUCAAUAGCAAAUGGGAUUAUUGCAGGCAUUGGGCUUUAUAUUGCUCUGAAUAUGUAUGAUUAUAUGAUGAGAUCAGUGGGAUGGAUAAUGAAAAUGAGAAGAAUGGUGGUGAAAGAACAAAAUCAAGUGUCUGCUACAGCUGGUGUAGAUCCUUCAGUUGAAAUAAUUUAAGUGGUUUUUAGAACUCCAUUUUUGUUAAAUAGUGGAGCUUGUAAGCUAGUAGUGGGGGUGGGCUGUAGGGGCAACUUUUUGUUUUGUUAUCAAGCGAGAUAGAAGAAAGAUCAACAGCCAUCCUUUAUACAUAUACUGUUGCUGCAUUUCAUGGCUGUUUUUUACUUUCUUUAUCUCUUAUUGUCUCAAGUUAUUACUAAUUUCUUUAUCUCUCCCAGUAUUUGAAUGCAAUAUACACAAUUGUC
Manihot esculenta (cassava) is the source of this 2052-nucleotide messenger RNA. RefSeq names its product adenine/guanine permease AZG2. NCBI's taxonomy places the organism in Eukaryota, Viridiplantae, Streptophyta, Magnoliopsida, Malpighiales, Euphorbiaceae. The record is from RefSeq and is a predicted model, not a curated record. Gene Ontology annotation, biological process: transmembrane transport. The transcript has a single exon. Gene Ontology annotation, cellular component: plasma membrane. The coding region runs from base 191 to 1807 and encodes 538 amino acids. Gene Ontology annotation, molecular function: purine nucleobase transmembrane transporter activity.